Messenger RNA from Gregarina niphandrodes, 576 nucleotides. RefSeq names its product glutathione peroxidase. The transcript is spliced from 4 exons. Lineage: Eukaryota; Apicomplexa; Conoidasida; Eugregarinorida; Gregarinidae. Gene Ontology annotation, molecular function: glutathione peroxidase activity. The record is from RefSeq and is a predicted model, not a curated record. The coding region runs from base 1 to 576 and encodes 191 amino acids. Gene Ontology annotation, biological process: response to oxidative stress.
AUGUUCCUCUUCAAAUCUCCGUCUGUUGACAUAGCAAAUGUGAAGAACGCUGAGCACCUGUGGGACCUGAGUAACUGGCCGUCGUUGGGUAAUGGCAAUACAUUCGACGUUGCUUCUCUGAAGUCGAAGAAAGCAAUCAUAGUUGUUAACACAGCCAGUAAAUGCGGGUUAACCGGGGGUCAUUAUGACAAGCUGCAAGAGCUAUACGACAAAUACUCAGACCAAGGCCUUGAAAUUCUAGGUUUUCCGAGUAACGACUUCAGUCAAGAACAUGCUGAGGCUUGUGAAAGGGAUAAGCGCGCGAGUAAACUUAAAUUUCCUAGAUUCGAUCUGGUGCAUGUAAAUGGCGAAGAAGCUCAUGACAUAUACAAUUGGCUUAAGAUGCGGAGCGGAGUAUUUGGUUAUAAAGCAGGCGAUAAAACGGUUAAUGAGGCUACCAAAGCACAACUUCAAAGAAUAGGAUGGAAUUUUGGCAAGUUUCUUGUAACCAAUCAAGGAAAAGACGUCAAGUAUUUCGGGCCUAGGACAGGCCCAAUGGCCAUGGAAGACGACAUCAAAAAAGCUCUCGGAGUCUAA